Messenger RNA from Xenopus laevis (African clawed frog), 662 nucleotides. It is a transcript of the gene sf3b5.S, whose product is annotated as splicing factor 3b subunit 5 S homeolog. NCBI's taxonomy places the organism in Eukaryota, Metazoa, Chordata, Amphibia, Anura, Pipidae. The coding region runs from base 106 to 366 and encodes 86 amino acids. Gene Ontology annotation, cellular component: precatalytic spliceosome; U2 snRNP; nucleus. The record is from RefSeq and is marked provisional. The transcript has a single exon. Gene Ontology annotation, biological process: mRNA splicing, via spliceosome.
CGCUUACUUCCUCCGUUGUUGCCGUCGUCAGGAAGUCCGGGGGUUAUUACCGCUAUAAAGCUUACAUCGAGUCGCGUGCUUUUGUACUUCGUGAUUGCCAUCGCCAUGACUGACCGGUAUACUAUUCACAGCCAGCUGGAGCACCUGCAGUCCAAGUAUAUCGGCACGGGCCAUGCGGAUACUACCAAGUGGGAGUGGCUGGUGAACCAGCACAGAGACUCUUAUUGCUCCUACAUGGGUCACUUUGAUCUGCUCAAUUACUUCGCUGUGGCCGAGAACGAGAGCAAAGCACGGGUACGGUUCAACCUUAUGGAGAAGAUGUUGCAGCCGUGUGGACCCCCUGCUGACAAACCCGAUGAUUCCUAAGUGAGGUGUUUGCUUUCUGAUGCUGCCUGGGAUCUACAACCUACCCGUUCAGAGAGUCGGCCAAAGCAUCACGUCGUUCUUCUUAAAGUUUUCGGGACUUCAUAAAGGAUUUCCCGCCAAAUUAUCAGGCAUGUAAUGAAGGGAAGGACCGCACUAGUGCGUUGCAAAAUCGAAUAUGGACACUCGUGCAUCUGCAUGAAGUCUCAUUGAAAUCCUUGUACCAACAACGUCUGCUUUUCCUUAAACUGCGUAUCAAUUGUAAUAAAGCAAUCAACUUUAGUUGGAUUCUUGGUUAA